AUGACUGAUCCAGUGGUGGAUAACGCCAUUAAAUUAUUAAAGGAUUUAGUCUUCCAAUCUUGGAAGUCUGCAGUAAGUAAAUCAUUUAAGAAUGGUUCCCUUCAAUUAUUAGAGAAUGAUAUCCAUAAAACGUUGACAGAUAGUGAUUUACGCACAACAGUAGCACAAUUAUUGAUAGAAGAAAUUACAAACAAAUUUAAUAUUGUAGAAGAAUAUAAGAAUUAUAAAAAUUGUGUCAAUUGUUCAAAUAACUGUAGUAUACAUUGCAUCUAUUGUAAUGUAGAAGAAAUAAUUGAAACGUUGAAAAAAUUUUGUGAAGCAUUUACAUUAAACAAUAAUACUUGCCAUGAUUAUUUUAUCUAUUGCUUAUAUGGAAUAUUAAAAGACAGUAAAUGCAAUGAUAAGGAAAUUCAUGAAUUCUACAUUAAGUUAAAUAGUCAUUGGAAAUGCGAUGUAGCAGAUAAAUCAUGCAAUAUAAAGUAUUUACCUAUAAAGAACAAGGAUAUACUAAAGAAUAAGAAAGAAUUAUAUGAUUUUUUGAGAUACUAUAGAACUAUAAAAAUAUUAUUAAAUAAACAGAAAUCGUCAGAAAAAACAACAUUUUGUAAUUAUAUAAAUUAUUUUUUUAGUUUAUACGAAAAAAUUCAUAAGGAAUAUAAUUUACUAUAUUCAGGAACCUAUGAUAAAGAAAUAGAAUUAUUUAAAUCAAUAUUUAAACAUGCAAAAGACGAAUUAGAAUUUUUAGAUAUAAAUUGUCCUCAUAACAAGGCAAAUUUGGCGUUUGACAAAGAAAAUAGAAAGAUAAAACAAAUAAAACAAAAUUUAUACGAAGACUUUGUUAAAGAAAAGUCUCAAGAAUUUGAAAAUAUAAAAAAUGAUUUGUUGGAAAAUUCAUCCAUGUAUGGAUUUUAUUCAAAAUUAGAUGGAAAUUAUAAUGUUGGUGCUAGCAUGUCAUAUGAAUUGAAGGAGGGGGAUGAUGAUUACAUUAAGGACAAUGAAAAUUUUUUGAAUGUAUGGAAAAAAAUUGAUAAAAUAUUAUUAGAAUGGUCAAGCUAUUCUUAUAGACAGGAUAAUUUAAGUAAUAAUGAGAGAUGUGAAUACAUAAAUUAUUGGCUGUAUGAUCAAAUAAAAGACAAUAGUGAUCCUCGAAACAUUAUUCCAUUUCUUUACAGAAUAAAUGGAAUUAUUACUAGCAAAGGUUAUUGCAAAAGAAAAAAUUUUGAUUUUCAUGUGGAACAAAUAAAUAAUAAGAAACAUCUGCAUGAUUUUGUAAGAAGUUAUGAUUUUAUAAAAGAUAAAUUGAAAAAAGCAAAUGAUGUAGAAAGGGAGAUGUAUUGCAAAUAUAUAAAUAUUUUCUUUGAUUUAUACAAACACAUGGAACAAGAAAAAAAAGGGGUUCAAGGAUAUAAAGAUGAAAUAGAUUUAAUUUCAAAAUAUAUAAUAGAAGAUACUACCUAUAUUGAAUUAGAUAUGGAGAAAAAUAGUGAAUAUUUGAAACAUUAUUGCACAGAUCUCAAUGAAUUUGAAUAUAAACAUAAAGGGGCUUUUAAACUUUGUCAUAAGCUUGUUAAAAAUUUAAUAGACUUAUAUCGAAUAGAAAAAAAUGUAGAACGUAAUGACCGUUGUUAUGCAUUGAAACACUGGUUAUGUGAAGAAAUAAGGAAAUUACUCAGUGUUAAUUCUAAUGAUGUUAGUAAAGAACCUGUGAUUGAUAAACUAAGAAAAGUUGUUUUCACUGUUAAUCAUAAUUAUUUGUUAGGAAAUCCUUGCUAUAUCGAUCUCGUUGGUACACUGGAUCAAUGGAAAGAGGAGAAAGAACUAUAUGAUUAUUUUAAUGUUUAUGAUAAAAUUGAAAAACACACUAAAUCAAAUAAAAAUAGCUGCGAUAAAUAUAUAAAUAGUCUAUCUUCAAUUAAUGAACUAUAUGAGAAACAUUUAGGGAGAUGCUGCUAUUGUUAUAGUUAUGGUAAAUGUGUGGAAAUAUGUCCAGGUUAUUUCAAAUGUGAUGAAAAAUUUAACCCAUAUAAUAUUUUUUCAAAAUUGAACUGUGAAGGAGAAAAUAUUAAGAAUUUUAAACAUGUUAAGAAACCACCUCCUGUUGAUCAUUUUGUUAAAACUAGGACUCUCAACUCGUUUUUAUUCGCAUCUAAUAGAACAAAAUUCGAUACAUUCUAUACUAUCACAACACUACUUUUAGGAUUAUUAGGAAUAUUUAUGAUACAUUUCAUUUUUUAUAAGUUUACUCCUUAUGGAUCAUUCAUAAACAAAAAAGUUUUUAAUAAUAAAAAUAACAUGAUUAAUAUGAGUGGGAAAGGCAAGAAAAAAUUAGAACAGAAUAUAUUAAAACAUAGAAAUACAAGUAAGAAAUCCAAAACAAUUCAUUUUAGCUACCAGAAUGCAUAA
Molecule: messenger RNA, 2403 nt
Organism: Plasmodium gonderi
Lineage: Eukaryota; Apicomplexa; Aconoidasida; Haemosporida; Plasmodiidae
Product: variable surface protein
Exons: 5
Coding region: 1-2403 (800 amino acids)
Source: RefSeq, a predicted model, not a curated record